AUGCCCCAGAAAAUCCAUAUCUCAAACUGGCCUUGCUUUUCACUUUGCACAGGUGUUGAUCAAGUGGGGCAGAAAUGGGUAAUUGUAUUCAACUUCUCAUCCAUUAACCCAAGGGAGGAGCUGCAGCUGGCUGAAUUAAGACUCCGCUCAUUUGCUGCCUCACCCACCUUUCCCUCAAACUGGAUGGUCCUAGAAGUCACAGAGCAGCUUUUCAAGUGGUUCAACAGUAGGAAUUCAACAAAGAAUUCAUCCAGGAGAUCUCCAGCUCAGACAAGAAGAUAUGCCACACAUUUGCCUAAAAAAGAGCGCAAGCACUGUAAAUUGAAUUCUGCUGACAAUCAGGUGCUCCUAGUGCUUUUCCCCAGUUUCUCCAAAGGAGGGAAGAGAGUGGGAUGCUCAACUCUGCUGCAGACGGCUAAGGGUUCAAAGUACUUGAUGCAGGGCACAAUGCACCUGUGGAGUACCAAGACGCACAGGCACCACAAGAAACUCCAAGAGCUGGUUUUACAGAGCCCAGAGAGAGCUGGUUCUAAAUCUUUGUGCAGAAGAGUGGACUUCCAUGCGGAUUUUGAUGGAAUAGGCUGGGGCUCCUGGAUUGUAUACCCCCCAAAAUAUAAUGCUUUCUGCGGCGAAGGGGAAUGUCCCACAUCACCUGAAGAGGAAUUCCAGCCCACUAACAAUGCCUAUGUGCAGAGUUUGUUGAAAUAUUAUCACCCUGAUCAUGUUCCUGCUUCCUGCUGCAGUUCACUGAGAAUGAGUCCACUUAGCAUGCUCUAUUAUGAAGAGGGACAGGUUACAAUAGGCCACCAUGAGGACAUGAUUGUAGAAGAGUGUGGCUGCUACUGAGGAAACUGCAGAGCUCUGUGCAGGCUUCAGUUCUAGAGGUAGGAGCUGCAGCCCCCUUUGCAUAUUUGCAGAGCUACCAUGAACAAGACAGCCCUAAAAUGCAGCCAUCUUAAAAGUUACACAGCAUUUUGGACAAGGGGAAAAGGAAAUUUCCCUACUCAUACAUGGAAAGGAUGACAAGCUGUGCCAAACCCCAGUACUUUCAGUUACCAAAGCAACUCAA
Messenger RNA from Chelonoidis abingdonii (Abingdon island giant tortoise), 1069 nucleotides. Lineage: Eukaryota; Metazoa; Chordata; Testudines; Testudinidae. The record is from RefSeq and is a predicted model, not a curated record.